Molecule: messenger RNA, 1474 nt
Organism: Cygnus atratus (black swan)
Lineage: Eukaryota; Metazoa; Chordata; Aves; Anseriformes; Anatidae
Gene: RPL4
Product: ribosomal protein L4
Exons: 10
Coding region: 217-1392 (391 amino acids)
Biological process (GO): translation
Cellular component (GO): cytosolic large ribosomal subunit; ribosome
Molecular function (GO): RNA binding; structural constituent of ribosome
Source: RefSeq, a predicted model, not a curated record
AGAGGGCUCCGUGCGGCCGGUGGCGGGGUGCGGGGAGGGGACCGGAGCCGAGGCCGGGGCCGAGGCCGCAGCCGGGGGCCGGGCGGUGCCGCCGGGGGCGGCGGGCGGGCGAGGAAGGACACGGCUGGUAGCGAAGCAGCGGUGCCACGUCCUUCCUUUUCCGGUUGUGCCGCGGCGGCGACGGGCGGCAGCACGAGGGGCUCCGCCGCUGCCCUCAUGGCUUGCGCUCGACCGUUAAUAUCUGUCUACUCCGAGAAGGGAGAAGCAUCAGGGAAGAAUGUCACCCUGCCUGCCGUGUUCAGGGCUCCCAUUCGCCCUGAUGUCGUGAACUUCGUUCACACCAAUUUGCGCAAGAACAACAGGCAGCCCUAUGCUGUCAGUGAACUUGCAGGUCAUCAGACCAGUGCCGAGUCUUGGGGCACUGGGAGAGCCGUGGCUCGUAUUCCUCGAGUACGAGGUGGUGGAACUCACCGCUCUGGCCAAGGUGCCUUUGGGAACAUGUGUCGUGGAGGCCGCAUGUUUGCCCCAACCAAGACUUGGCGACGCUGGCACCGCAGAGUGAACACAACUCAAAAGCGUUACGCCAUCUGUUCCGCGUUGGCAGCAUCGGCUCUUCCAGCACUGGUCAUGUCUAAAGGCCACCGCAUUGAGGAGAUUCCAGAACUUCCUCUGGUUGUUGAGGACAAAGUUGAGAGUUACAAGAAAACGAAGGAAGCUGUUCUUCUUCUUAAGAAGCUUAAAGCUUGGAAUGACAUCAAAAAGGUUUAUGCCUCUCAGCGUAUGCGGGCUGGAAAGGGUAAAAUGAGGAAUCGCCGUCGCAUCCAGCGUAGGGGACCCUGCAUCAUUUACAACGAGGACAAUGGUAUCAUUAAAGCUUUCCGGAAUAUCCCAGGAAUUACUCUUCUGGAUGUGAACAAGCUGAAUCUGCUGAGACUUGCUCCUGGUGGCCACGUUGGGCGUUUCUGCAUUUGGACUGAAAGUGCCUUCCGCAAGUUGGACGAUUUAUACGGCACCUGGCGCAAACCUGCUACUCUGAAGAGCGACUAUAACCUCCCAAUGCAUAAGAUGACCAAUACGGACCUUGGAAGAAUCCUGAGAAGCCAGGAAAUCCAGAAGGCACUGCGUCCUCCAAAGAAAAAGAUUCACCGUAGAGUCCUGAAGAAGAAUCCACUGAAGAAUCUGAGAAUCAUGAUCAAGUUGAACCCGUACGCCAAAACCAUGCGACGCAACACCAUCCUGCGCCAUGCUCAAAAUCACAAACUCAAGGAAGAGAAGAAAGCUAAGGCCAAGGUCACAGCUAAGGCCAAGGUCUCAGCUAAGGCCCAGACCAAAGGCAAGACUGCACCAAAAGCUCCAGCGAAGGAGGCAGCAAAGGCCCAGGCUGAAGCGUAAACACCAUGCAGUCCUCAUCUGCCUAACUUCAGAGAGCUGUAUUGUGGAUUCACAGCUAAUAAAUUCUAUUGGAACAGUGAAA